AACAAUAGAACGGAAUAGAAAAACAAACACAAUACUAGAAGAAGACAAAUAAAAAACAUUAUAGAUACUCUGACCAUGACAAGCGACUACAAACACGGUUCUUACCGUACUCACAGGAACAAAUCGAACCAGUAUGCCGCUGCCUUCGGCGAGUUGCACAAAGACGACGCCUAUUCGAAGAGGAGCAGGCAAAGCCGAAUGAGCGAGGCAAGCGGCGUAAAUUACCUCUCGCAUCAGUUGAAGCAAACUGCUUCGUUCGACUUUGCCUCGAUCGAUGAGAACAGUGAAAACAUCCGCAACGGAGCCAACAGUCGGUUCAACAGCAUGGGUACCACAAAAACCACAAAUACGCUAGAGGACAGCUAUAGCAGAGCAAUGCAAAAGAUGAAUCGUGGCGACUUUGAUCCCAACCGAAAGGUGACCAGUGAUGCAGAGAAGGGACGAUUCGACGACAAGAAUCGCUSGAGCCGUGGCAGCAGCAAGGCAGAGAGCCAGAGCCGCCACAGCAACACCAGCAGCAAGCACACUCAAAUGGAUAAUCAUUCGGCCCACCGAAGAGCAUCCAAAUCCAAAAAUAGUGCCACUACCGGUAAGAAAAAAAGGUCCGUCAGCAAAAAAGAUCCUUCGGAAGAAACAAUCGCUCUCUUCGGAGCCAAUGGUGUCACAGGUCACUACUUUUUGCAACAAGCUAUGGAGGCAGGAUAUAACAUCCAGGCGUUGGUUACACCGGGAAUGCCACUAGAGGACUUUUCCAACAAUGAACGUCUCAAUAUCGUCACCGGUUCCCUCGAAGAGAUCGAGAAGAUUCAAGCUGUUGUUCAUAAUGCCACAUACGUGGUUUGUCUUCUGCAAGAUAAUGACCAAGAAACCAUGAAGCCCCCAGUUGGCAACAUUGAAGACGAAGCUGCAAAUGAAUCCUAUUCUUUUUUCAAUCUCAAUUUUGUUCACAAUCUUGUACCAAUUUUGGAGCAAUCGAAGACCUGUCGCGUCCUGCUCUAUGAAGUACGUUUGCUAUCGAAUUGUAAUCUCGUUGCGGUUUAAUUUUUACUUUUGCUUACUCAGGUAUCUCUAUCUGUUGCUUACAAUAUUUUUCAACUUUGAAAUCUUUCUUUGUCAUCUGAUACAGGCAACUUCACUAGCGAAAGAUUCGAAAGGAAAUGCUCCAUUCUUGACCACGAUGACAAAAAAAUUAGCAUUUGGAAAGAACUGGCGCUGGAAUAAAAAAGAACAGGAUCGCAUUGUCCAAUAUCUCGCAGCCCAGACAGAGAAUGCUGCCUUUAACUACAUUGUAACUCGCCCAAGUGCAACCCUCAUUUGGGACAGACCAUCUCGCAAAAAGCUUGCGGCAUCUAAGUCGGUACGUUGUAAUUUUUGGUCUGCUGUUUACUUCUCAUUGUUAUGCGGCUUUACCACUAACGUUCCGUUUUACGUUAUAUAACAUCAAUCCUCCAGAAACCGGGACCGUUUCCGAUUACGAAUAUUGACUUAGCCGAGUUCACAUUAAAUGCGUUGCGGAUGGAAAAGGUUUACAAUUCCUGCCCCUACGUGGUACAAGACGGAAUUUAAAGUGAGACUUCGAUUCUGAAGCGAUUGACACAUCGAAGGCUGCGGGGGAUCUUGCUUUUCCAGGGAAAAAUACUAAGGGAGAUCUAUGAUUGGUUGCAGGCCUAAAACGCGCCAUCUACAGUACAAUGACACGGCGACGACAAAUCCAACAACUUCGUACUAGUAGAAUAUUUGUGCUCAUUGCAUACAAUUAAGAGGAAUAUAUAUAGGAACAAAAU
This is a messenger RNA of Pseudo-nitzschia multistriata, 1784 nucleotides long. Lineage: Eukaryota; Bacillariophyta; Bacillariophyceae; Bacillariales; Bacillariaceae. The record is from the annotation of a GenBank genome assembly.